Messenger RNA from Elephantulus edwardii (Cape elephant shrew), 918 nucleotides. It is a transcript of the gene CD38, whose product is annotated as CD38 molecule. Gene Ontology annotation, cellular component: plasma membrane. Bases 1 to 918 code for a protein of 305 amino acids. Gene Ontology annotation, molecular function: phosphorus-oxygen lyase activity; NAD+ nucleosidase activity. NCBI's taxonomy places the organism in Eukaryota, Metazoa, Chordata, Mammalia, Macroscelidea, Macroscelididae. The transcript is spliced from 8 exons. Gene Ontology annotation, biological process: positive regulation of B cell proliferation. The record is from RefSeq and is a predicted model, not a curated record.
AUGGAGCAUCAGGAUCAGGCUGCUCCGGAGAGAGCACAAGAGGAAAGCUUGACCCCCUUGCGCUCCAUGGAUCCGGAGACUUCUCCCAGGAGGAGCCCUCGGCGCCUGAUCUGGCUGCUCUGCUUCUGCGCCCUGAUGGCUCUGGUUGUGGUGGUGGCGGUGACAGUUUUCCUGCUGGUCCGUCCAUCCGAGCCCUUGCAGUGGGGGGGCCCAGGCACCACCGCUCACAUCUCGGAGAUCGCCCUGGGGCGAUGCUACAGCUACACGCAGCUGUUGAGGUCAGAGCUGCGAGAUAAGAACUGCCAGGAGAUAUGGAAAGCAUUCAAAAAGGCAUUUAUUUCCAAGAAUCCUUGCCAUGUCACACAAGAAGAUUACAAACCACUAUUGAAGCUCGCCAAUCAGACUGUGCCCAGCAGCAAGUCGCUGCUCUGGAGCAAAACGAAAGACCUGGCUCAUCAGUACACACGGGUCCAGCAAGAUAUGUUCACCUUGGAGGACACGCUGCUGGGCUACAUGGCUGACGGCCUCACCUGGUGUGGAGACCCUGGCACUUCCGAUAUGAACUAUCAGUCUUGCCCACAAUGGAGGGGAGAGUGCAACAACAGUGCCGUCACCGUGUUCUGGAAGACCAUUUCCAAGAACUUUGCAGAAUCUGCCAGCGGUGAGGUCUAUGUGAUGCUCAAUGGAUCUGCCAAGUCCAACGGGUCUUCCAGCGAAAUCUUUGACAAAAACAGCAUUUUUGGAAGCGUGGAAGUUGUCCACUUGAAUCCAGCAAGAGUCCAUUCACUACAAGCCUGGGUGAUCCAUAACAUUGGAGCAGCUCCCAAGGACUCAUGCUCAGACUCUUCCAUAGGAGAUUUGAGAUUAGCUUUAAGCCAAAGGAAUAUUGCCUUUUCCUGCAAGAAUGAUCACAAGUAA